Messenger RNA from Diabrotica balteata, 1787 nucleotides. Lineage: Eukaryota; Metazoa; Arthropoda; Insecta; Coleoptera; Chrysomelidae. The record is from the annotation of a GenBank genome assembly.
AUGAGUGCCGUACCCAACUUAGCUCUUGUAAGGUUAGCAGUCUUCUUGGGAAUGGUAGCAGCUACUGUAACUCUAUUAUAUUUAGCUCCCGUACCAAAUCAAUCAGUCAAAAGCUGUGAUCGACCUUGCCACGAACUUGACUGGCCUAUGAUAUGUAGAUUUAAGUUAACAAUAGAAAAAUUACCCACAUCUGUGAUAUGCCAAGAAUGCCAAAAUAGCGUCGACUGUCCAUAUUGUACAUCUCAAGUUGACUUACCACAAGAACUAACACUCAUUAAUCGCCAGCUUCCAGCUCCUACCUUCCACGUAUGUCAUAAUGACAUAUUAAUAGUAGAUGUAAUCAAUAAAUUACAAACAGAAAGUCUCACCAUGCAUUGGAGAGGGCAAAAUAACGAAGAAACGCCAUUUAUGGAUGGUGUACCUUUGAUAACUCAAUGCCCAGUGGGGCCUUAUACAACGUAUCAGUAUAAAUUUAGGGCGUCCUCUCCCGGAACACACUCAUAUCACGCGUUUUCGGAUUUUGAGCGAACAAACGGAUUGCACGGUGCCUUAGUAAUAAGAAAAGCGGAAAAGAUUGAACCAAAUAUAUAUAAUUACGAUAUUGAUAAUAAGAACCACGUUCUGGUUAUAGCUGAAACUAAUAAUAGUGUUUUAAUUAAUGGUGUAGGACCUUCUAGUCCACAAUUGUCCAAAUUGACAGUAAAAAGGAGAACCAGAAACCUUUUCAGGUUAAUAUAUGCAAGUGGUCUGGGUUGUCCAUUAACUAUAACCAUUAAUAACCAUGUUGUAAAAGUUUUAUCUGUUGACGGCACUCCAAUAAUUCCACUAGAAGUUACUUCUAUUAAAGUAAACAAAGGAGAGACACUUGAGUUCGUAUUAGAAGCGAACCAAAAGCCCGGAUCUUAUCUUAUAACAGCCAAAUCAACCUGUAGGUCUAAAGAAUUAAUCGGAAAAGCUAUAGUCACGUACAAAGGCUCUUCAGUAGAAAAUAAUUUAAAAAAUAUAAGUUAUGCAGCCGAUUUAAGAAAUUUCGACACUGGUUUCUGUGAUCAGAAAACCGGAAAACUUUGUGUAAGGGACAUAAAACCUAACGAAGGAAUGGAAGGAAGUUUAAGACAUUUAGUUGUGGAAAAGAAGAUAUUUCUCGCAUUUGAUAAAAGGAACGUUCAUGGACUUACCAGAAGAACGCAUUUAAUAAAUCAGUAUAAAACAAAUAACGUGUCAUUUACAUUUCCUCCCUCUCCAAUCUUGACACAACCAACAGAUGUACCAUUAGAUCUAAUGUGCAACGAAAAGAAUUUACCUGAGAGAUGUAAAAAUAAAGAACACUGUGAUUGCGUUCAUUUAAAACAUAUUCCAUUGGGUAGUACGACAGAACUUGUCCUUAUUCACCAAGGUGGAGACGAUGAAGAGUAUAUAUUCCAUCUUCAUGGUUACCAAUUUUAUGUAGUUGGAGCAAGAAUGUCAAAAACACCUUUUAAAAAAAGUGACGUUGAAAAAUUGGAUGCUGACUAUGAUUUUAUCAAGCGGAAUUUAAAAAAUCCAGUCAAGAAAAAUACUGUAAGGGUGCCCAAGAAUAGUGUUGUUGCUGUGAGAUUCUUAGCGAAUAAUCCAGGUUUUUGGUUACUACGGGAUGAAAAUGCGCAGGGUUGGACUAGAGGAUUGGAUGUAUUGUUUCAAGUGGGAGAUACUGGUGAUAUAGUGGCACCUCCGUCAAGUUUUCCAUAUUGUGGCAACUUCAUUGGGCCACAAUUCUUUAUAUUGUGAUACUUUUCUAGAAAAUCUGC